CCCUCUGUUUUCCCCUCCAUAUUCCAAGUAUAUGUCUCCUUAUGAAUAUGCUGCACUUCUCAUGACAUACAUCUUGUUCUUGCAUUCUCAAGGGACACCAUUUAACCGGCGGUCACAAUCAAAGUACAAUCAGCACAAACCGUUCGGCAGACAUUGACUCGAAUCUAGGUUGUGCCUUUAGAUUUCUAGAAAAUGAACAGCUAAGGAAGAGUCGUUCACUUCUCUCAUUGCCUUCUCAAACCCAGCCUGGUCUGCUUGGUCUGUUUCGUAAGCCUUCCCGGAAGUAUUGCAAUGUUGCGCCUCUGUGUUUAGAAACUCUGUGACUUUACUGUCUUUGACGUUAGUGCUGCUGUGCUAGCGGAACUAAUCUUUGUCUUUCAGCUGAGCGCGUGGAAGUUUGCGCGAUUCCAUUCGUUUAUAGGGGUACAACAUUUAUCUCCAGUAGUAGCCAAUGUUUUUUCUCCGUCUGUGUACUUGUAUGUACGUAAUCAUUUAUGCGUUUUAAAUUUUAACUCAAGCAAAUAACAUGUGUAUGUGAAUCCGCAACUACAGAUUGAACGAAGAGUUUUGAUGUGUCAGUGUGACACCCAUAUUUCGCGCAGGUGGAGGCGUUGGGUUUGUUUCUAUUGCUGUUUCAUUCCUUUCUGAAGGAGAGUGAGAUCGACUGAGCAGCAGUGGAUGUCAGUUUGGGUGCCGUGCAUGCUUGUGAGUGAGGCUGUUUGAAAUUAUUAAUUUGAUCUGGUGCGGUUCUUUUAUUAUUUUGGAAAAUAUCAGACAGGGUUGCGUUUAAAGCAAAAUGAUUUAAAGUAACAUUUUAAGGAGAUUUGGUAUGGUAAGUUGAUCUCCUUCUCUUUCUUACGGAGAAGGCAGAUGGCUAUGUUUUAAGUCCAGCUGGCCAGCAAGGCAACUAACGUUAGCUAGCUAUCGAAUUAGACAGCUAACGUUGUCAGUUUUGCAAUAGAAAUAUUAGCUGACAAGCGAAACGAAAUUCAGAAAUAGCCAGGUAACAAACGUGAGUUAAAUAAGUUGUAUGGCAAAAGCAUCUUAUCUCACUUAUUUUUAUAGACAUGUCGAUUCUUAGCCGGGGGUCAUUAUUGGACAUAUAAAUGAGCUCCCCUACUAAGCGUAGCUAGCUAUAGUGCUAGCUUAUGACAUUAAUUCGGCCAGUGUCCAAAGGAGGACAGGUCAAAAUACUGCAGUUGCUGUGUUGAGCGACUCCAUCGUUGUAGAAGACAAUGAGACUGUAACCAUGCUGCUAAAAAAAACAAAGCUCAAUCUUUUUGCUUUACCACGUAUGCGAUUCAAAAGCCAUAGAAUUGACAGUGGUUCAAAUUUCCUAGCUAACAAGUGGUAAAAUCCUAACUUCCAGCGACCACAGUUUAUCCUUGCUGGCUAUUGCUCACCAAGAGAUGAAUGCCAAAGAUGUCUGGUUUACUACUUAAACCCUUUAUCAGAUUUACUUUGAUGUAUAUAUUUUUGCACAACGUUACACACGUGUGAAUUGCUGCUGUCUGUGUAUUAGAUUGCUCCACAGUGGCGAUGUCUGUGUUUUGUCAUUACAGAAAGAUCAAAGAAUAGUGGCCAAGAUUCUGAAGGGGGUGUCAUUGAACUGACAGUCAAGAACCAAACCCUGAUGUGAUCUCUCAGUCCAGAACAGUGUAUUGAAAAGUAUAGCCAGGUGCAUACUGCUCCCAAGCAGUGUGCAGUCAGAUGUAUCUCAACCUCUAUGUUUGCAAAUGGCUUGCUGUCUGAAGGAUGAGCUUUUGUGUUCCAUUUGCCUGAGUAUCUAUCAGGACCCUGUCAGUUUUGGCUGUGAGCACUAUUUCUGCCGUAAGUGUAUAACUGAGCACUGGAGCAGGCAGGAGCCCCACGGGGCCCGAGACUGUCCUGAGUGUAGGAGGACCUUCGCAGACCCUCUUCUCUCCCCAAGCCUCAAGCUGUCCAACAUCGUGGAGCGCUACUCAGCCUUCCCGCUGGAUGCCAUCCUCAAUGCGCAGAGGAGCUCCUAUCCGUGCAAGGACCAUGAGAAGGUCAAGCUCUUCUGCCUCAGCGACAAGAGCCUGGUAUGCUUCUUCUGUGAUGAGCCAGCCUUACACGAGCAACACCAGGUCACCACUGUUGACGAGGCCUACGAGGAGAUACAGAGGGAGAUGAAGGAGCAGCUGGCCACUCUGCAGGACAGUGAGAAGGGACACACAGAGGCCCUGCAGCUACUGCAGAGACAACUCACUGAGACCAAGUCGUCGGCCAAGGGCCUUCGUGCGACCAUCGGCGAGGUGUUUGAGCAUCUGCAGCGAUUUCUGCGCGAGCGCCAGAAGGCCAUGUUGGAGGAGCUGGAGACUGAUACAGCGCGCACGCUCUCCGACAUCGAGCACAAGAUCCAGCGUUUCAGCCAGCAGCUGUGUGACGUCAAGGAGGGCAUCGGCAUCCUGCAGGAGCGCCUCAACGAGCCAGGCCGCCAUGAAUUCCUGGAGGGCGUUGCCCUCACCUCCGAGAGGAUAAAAGGAAAGAUACAUGAGACCAAUUUAACAUAUGAAGAUUUCCCGACCUCCAAGUACAUGGGGCCCCUGCAGUACACAAUAUGGAAGUCUCUAUUUCAGGAUAUUUCACCAGUGCCAGCAGCUUUGACCUUAGACCCUGUCACAGCCCACCAGAGGCUCAUCCUAUCAGAUGACUGCACCAUUGUAGCCUAUGGUAACCUGCACCCCCAGCCGCUGCAGGACUCCCCGCGACGCUUCGACGUGGAGGUGUCUGUGCUGGGGGCCGAGGGCUUCGGCUCCGGGGUGCACUACUGGGAGGUGAUGGUGUCAGAGAAGACCCAGUGGAUGAUCGGCGUGGCCAACGAGACUGUCAGCCGCAAGGGCAGCAUCCAGAUCCAACCCAGCCGCGGCUUCUACUGCAUUGUCAUGCACGACGGCAACCAGUACAGCGCCUGCACCGAGCCCUGGACCCGCCUCAACGUCAAGAGCAAGCUGGAGAAGGUGGGUGUGUACCUGGACUACCCCAAGGGCCUGCUGGUGUUCUACAAUGCUGACGACAUGUCCUGGCUGUACACCUACAGGGAGAAAACUUUCCCGGCCAAGCUCUGCCCCUACUUCAGCCCCGGGCAGAGCCACGCCAAUGGCAAGAAUGUCCAGCCGCUGAGAAUCAACACCGUGCGUCUAUAAGAGCUACACACAGUGUCACUAGACAGAUCAGAUCACUCACCUCAACCCUAACCUGACAAUAGGAUGAUGAUGAUGAUGAUAUAACUACGAUCCUAAAGACAACUAGUUUUAAAAUGAAGGAAUAUGAGAAAAAGAACAGGGUGUAUGACUUUGGAAUGUUUUUCUGUCUGGUUUGCGGGUGACAGGAAGUCUGUGUGUCCUGCUCUUUUUGCCUGUCGGUGUGGGUCCUCACUAUUCUCACCUGGGAAAGACUAUUGGAACGCUGCUCCAGCAGCAUCGCUCCAACUGAGCCCUGGUUAGCUUCUUCACUGGUGUAAGGAGAGACUGUCUGCAUAAUGUCAUCCCACAAUGGUUUAGUGGGGGGGAUCUCUGUGUGCUGUUGCUGUCUGAGGACCACCUUGCACAAGCCCAAGGGCUCUGACACCCCUAUGGUCCUUUUUCUUUGGCAUAGUUAGCUGUUGUGAGUGAACGCCCGUCGUGGUGGCAGUGAGUGCUGUUCCAUGUCCCUCCAUGUACCUGUACCCUUUACUGAUGAUGUCGCAGCUCUUGAUUAUUUUCCCUCGGGUGCACUUUUCCAUCGUUAACAAUGUCGGUCAGUCCAAGACGUGCUGGAACGGAAGAAUCAUGGUCCAUGUGGUCUAGUGAUCGUCACUGUAGUAGUGUUUGCUGUCCUCAACGCUCCCUCCUUUCCCCACCGAGUCUGUUGGUUUAUUCACCUCCAGCACGCUAACGCUCUACUCCAGCUGUCCUGUACCUGUGGUCAUUUAUUCACUUAGUGUUAACACUCGUACAUUCCUGAUUCCAUCUCCCUGCCUCCUCCCUUCCAUGACAUCUCGUCAUCGCAUUGUAGGUGUCAGAGGUCAAUAUCAAUAAAUGAAUCUUGACAUCUGCUGAUUUACACUUGGCCUAUGGGGCAGAUGCCACUUACGACUCGAGCAGCAUGACGCUGCAAUUAAUGAGCUCUAGAAUGUUUUUAAUCAGUCAUUCUGUCUCUUUCAUUUUUUUCUUCAAAUAUGUUGAAACUAGUAAAUGCUAUGGAUACAAUGUUUUUUAAUAUAUUUAUAGAUUGUCUAAAUAGUUUAAUGACUUUAAGGAUAUACAAAUGGCCAAGGAGAACAAUAUUACAGUACAUUAUUAUACUGCCCUGGUCUGUUGGGAUUCUUUUAACAUCCAUUUAGUUCCAUAAGGCUGUUGCAGCGUAAACAGAAUACACUAUGUUUUGAGGCUCAGUUCAUGUUGGCUCCUACCCCAUAUGCCUCAAGUGCUCUUAUGAUCCCCUGAUUUAAGGCCAGUCCUGCAGAUUGUUAAGGGACGAGCUUUUGUAUUAUACAAAGUCCAGCACGGAGAGAGCCAGGGGGGUGAGUGUGUGUGUUUGUCUGUAUGUUAGUAAAUCAAAUGUAUUUAUAUAGCCCUUCGUACAUCAGCUGAUAUCUCAAAGUGCUGUACAGUAUGUGUGCAUGUUGGUGGAAAUGUAUGUUCUGGCCUUGUCUGUGAGGUGAUAAAAUAUCACAUCUGUUCCCCCGCCUCGUGUGUUUGUUCACUUUGAAGAACUGGGGCAGUUCACUACUUUGUUGGUAUGUUCUGAAGAGUACAGUAUGAGCAGUAUGAUGCAGAACCAUAUUUGAAGCAAGACUGCUGUCCUGUGAUAUGGACACCAAGCAGGAGAUGAUUAUUGUGGGGUGGUGGGGGUCAUAAUAAUGACCAUUUAUAAGAAUACUUUUUAAUGAGGAUUGUGUCUUUUGGAUGAUGGCCGCUGUGCACCCAUUGUUGUGCGAACAUACUCUGGUGUGCUUCUGCUGCUAGAGGUCCAUGACAAAUGUUUUCAUGUACAAUUAAAGACAGGUAAAACCAA
Oncorhynchus keta (chum salmon) is the source of this 5019-nucleotide messenger RNA. RefSeq names its product E3 ubiquitin-protein ligase TRIM62-like. The record is from RefSeq and is a predicted model, not a curated record. NCBI's taxonomy places the organism in Eukaryota, Metazoa, Chordata, Actinopteri, Salmoniformes, Salmonidae. Gene Ontology annotation, molecular function: protein binding; zinc ion binding. Gene Ontology annotation, biological process: positive regulation of canonical NF-kappaB signal transduction; innate immune response. Bases 1737 to 3167 code for a protein of 476 amino acids. The transcript is spliced from 5 exons.